AUGCGUUACGUCCUCGUCACUGGCGGUGUCAUUUCAGGGGUUGGAAAGGGCAUCAUCGCCUCUUCCACGGGCCUGCUCCUGAAAACUCUCGGCCUCCGUGUCAGCUGCAUUAAGAUUGACCCUUAUGUAUCGGUCGAUGCGGGGCUCAUGGCCCCCGCCGAGCACGGCGAAUGCUUCGUUUUGUGCUCUGGCGGUGAAGUAGACCUGGACCUCGGGAAUUACGAGAGAUAUCUCUCAGUUCGCCUCACUAGCGAACACAACAUCACGACGGGCAAGGUCUACCUCAAUGUCAUCGAGAAGGAGCGUCGAGGCGAUUACCUCGGCAAGACAGUCCAGAUUGUGCCACAUGUUACCGAUUCGAUCAAAGACUGGAUCAGGAGAGUCUCGAAGAUUCCGGUUGACGGCUCAUCCGAAGAGCCUGACGUUUGCAUCAUUGAACUCGGAGGAACUAUUGGUGACAUUGAGAGCAUGCCGUUCAUUGAGGCCCUCACCCAACUGCGCCACGAGGCCGGUAGCGGCAACUUCAUGAACAUCCACGUUUCCUACGUCCCUACCGUACACGGAGAGCAGAAGACGAAACCGACACAGCACGCCGUGAAGUCAAUCCGUAGUCAUGGCUUGAUUCCAGAUGUGAUCGCCUGCCGUUGCGAAACACCACUUGCCGAGGCGACCGUUUCCAAGCUUGCGCUCCACUGCCAGGUCGAGAAGGAACAGGUCAUUGUUGUACGGGACAUGCCAACCAUCUACCAAGUCCCUCUGCUCCUCAGCGAGCAAAAGCUCGUCCCUCAGCUUCGGUCCAGACUGGCCCUGGAGAAGAUUGCCAUCCCACCAGCCAUGGUAGCCCAAGGCGAGGAGCUCUGGAAUAUGUGGAAGACGAUCGUCACUCCAACUUACCAGGAGGAACUUAAGAUCGCCCUCGUGGGCAAGUAUGUCACAUGCCAGGACGCUUAUCUUUCGGUUGUAAAGGCCCUCGAGCAUUCGGCAAUGCGGAUCCGCCGGAAACUGAAUCUGAUGUGGAUCGACUCGGAGGAACUCGAGCCCACGAACGGGGGCGGGCCUGCGCAAGCGAGGUACCACAAGGCGUGGCAUGACGUGUCCACAGCGUCCGGUAUCAUCGUGCCCGGUGGUUUCGGUCAUCGCGGGACGGAGGGGAUGAUGCGGGUCACCAAGUGGGCCAGAGAAAACGGGAUUCCCUUUCUCGGUGUCUGCCUCGGCUUUCAAGUCGCCGCGAUUCAGUACGCCCGCGAUCUCUGCGGCAUGCUGGAGGCCACCUCGGAGGAAUUCAACGCACAGGCCAAGGACCGCGUGGUAAUCUACAUGCCCGAAGUCGACCGGCAGAAAAUGGGCGGCACGAUGCGUCUAGGUCUGCGCAAGACCAUCUUCCAGCAAGACACGGAGUGGUCAAGGGCCCGAGCUUUGUAUGGCGGUGUCGAAGUCAUCGAGGAGAGGCACCGGCACCGGUACGAGAUCAACCCUGAGCUGGUCGGGACGCUCGAGAAGGCCGGUCUGCACUUUGUCGGCAAGGAUGAGACGGGCGAGCGGAUGGAGAUCUUUGAACUCAAAGACCAUCCCUACUUUGUCGGCACGCAAUUCCAUGCCGAGUACCAGUCGCAAGUCGUCAACCCGAGCGUGAGUCUGCCCAUACCGCUCCCCAAGUUCGAACUAACUCAAGACCAGAGACCCUACCUCGGUUUCGUGGCUGCGAGUGCCGGCUGCUUAGACGAGGUAAUCAAGCAACAGCCGGUUGAGCCAUUCAAGAACGCCACCAUCAACGGCACGGCCGAAUGA
Molecule: messenger RNA, 1788 nt
Organism: Chaetomium strumarium
Lineage: Eukaryota; Fungi; Ascomycota; Sordariomycetes; Sordariales; Chaetomiaceae
Product: CTP synthase N-terminus-domain-containing protein
Exons: 8
Coding region: 1-1788 (595 amino acids)
Biological process (GO): CTP biosynthetic process; pyrimidine nucleobase biosynthetic process
Cellular component (GO): cytoophidium; cytoplasm
Molecular function (GO): CTP synthase activity; identical protein binding
Source: RefSeq, a predicted model, not a curated record